Molecule: messenger RNA, 2373 nt
Organism: Polychytrium aggregatum
Lineage: Eukaryota; Fungi; Chytridiomycota; Chytridiomycetes; Polychytriales
Exons: 8
Coding region: 1-2373 (790 amino acids)
Molecular function (GO): protein binding
Source: RefSeq, a predicted model, not a curated record
AUGGGCUCAUCAAAGAACGCAACCCCAAAGCAGCCUGGCAAGACGCCGACUCUGCCGACCAUCAAGCUCUCGCUGGGCUCCAAGCUGGCCUCGGAGGAGCAGCAACAGACUCCUGAGACACCAUCGGCAAAGCGACGGCGGUCAUCCACUGACAAAGAAUACCUGACUGCAGAUGAGCACACUCCAAAGAACAAGAAGGCGAAAUCCGGCUCGCUGAAACCCGAGUCUGAAGAAGAGGCUAAGCAACUCUACACCGCCAUCGAAACAAACAACCUCGAUCUUGUGCGGCAGAUACUCGAGGGCGGAUACAACGUCAACACCCGGUGGAAGGGCGAGUUUAUGGGCGAAAAGUAUACUUGGUCGCCGCUCCACGCAGCGGCCUACCAUGGCCGAAACAAGAUCAUCGAGGAGCUCAUGGAGCACGGGGCAGAUGUCGAGCUCCAGGACACUUGGUACAAAGGGCGAGCCUUGGCUUGGGCGACAUACGCGGGGCACGCCGAGGUGUGUCGGACUCUGCUGACCAAAUACAAUGCCGACCCCGAGGCAUUAAAUGGACAUAGCCAAAAGGCAUUCGAGCUGAUUUCGGAUCCAAAGCACGCUCGCUGGCACGGCAUUAUCGACUACAAACGGCCCAAGACUCCGGCUGCAAAGGGAACUCCGGCUGCAAAGGGAACUCCGGCCCCGCCGUCAUCUGCCGAGGCUGCCGAGACGUCCUUGUGCCACGAAGCCGCCGGCGAGAACGGACACGGCGAUCUCGUCCUCAAAACCCCGACCAAAACGACCCGCAGCAGCCGCAGCUCGACCAAAGACGAGUCCGCCGAGCAGCCCAAGACGCCAAUCGUGAAGGUGACGAGCGGAGGCGGCAUUUCCAUCAGGCUGACGCAUAAAAAGGAUACGCCUGGAUCUCCCGAUAGCUCCGAGCCCGAGUCAUCUUCCAAGACCAAGACACCCAAAGGAGAGAAAUCAAAGCCCGAGCUGCCCAUCACAGGCGUCAAGAUCAAGAUUCCGCCGGCAAUCCCGCCGGACUCGACUACGCCGAUACCAGCCGGCUCCAAGAAACAUGCCAAGGACAGUAAGGACGCCGUGGACGAGGAAGAUGGUUCUGGAGCAACGGUAACUCCUGCGGAAACGGACGAGCCCGCAGCAUCCAAAACUCCUUCUGGAUCGGCCACCGGCGUCGUCAGCCCUGAGACAGCGACUCCAACACCCACAUCCGUGCUCAUUAUCAAGCCAAGUUCCAAGGCCAGGAAGGCCGGCGCAAAGCCCAAAGAGCCCAAGACACCAACGCCGAAAGAACCCAAGGGCGCCGCAUCCAAAGAGCACAAGCCCGCCGACGAUGCACCGAAGGAACUGGGUGGUCUUGCGCCUGUUCCUGCACCGGCAUCCGCAUCCAAAGAUGCCGGCAAGACGGCCACGCCCAAGAAGCUGCCGCACAAGAAGCAGGCCCUUGCCAACCUGGCAGACAAAGACGCCGAGUCGAUGGCAAAGGCCGGCUCAAAUCUGCAUGCCAACGGCACCGUUCCGCUGCCCGGACCAGAGGCAACCCCAGCAGCAGUUAAGCCUGGGAUCGAGCCCGCAUCGACUGCAGCCCCCGGCCUCGACACCGACCCGCCCCCAGCCGAAACCGACGCGCAUCCUUCGCCACUGGGCGGGCCUGCGAUGUUCCCAGCUUCAACCACCGGCACGGGAGUGGCUCCAAACGGCCUCGUGGCCAUGCACCGAGGCGGGUACAAUCUGGCUGGGGCGAUCUACGGCAGCCCCGGCCAGUUCCAGGGCGGCGGACCGAUCCUCUUCAAUCCGUUCACCAAUGCCGCGGGCCGCUUUGCGUAUGGACAAGCAGCUGCAGUGCGCGAAGGUGCAUCGCCAGGUGCUGCUGCUGGCGGCUACAUGGCGGCAGCACGGUUUGCGGCGGCGAUCAACGGAGCGGAUGCGAGUGCAGCCAAGGGCAUGAGCUUUGUCGGCACAACGGCGGAGCAUGUACUGGCCACCACCCCGCCGCUGCGGCCACCACCCAAAGGCGAGCGACUGAUCACCACCAUCGGCUUGGUGUCGAACAACAACCUCCUGCGGCUGGUGCUGACGACGCAUGUCCUCCACCAUGCCGUCACGGUCGAGUCGGGCGUACGCACGCUCAACAUCCGAGUGCUCUGCGGGCACAGCAAGGGCUAUGCCUACAACGUCGCCAUGUACAUGAACGGACAGGUGCUUGCCGCAACACCCGGGCCGAUCGGCGAGACCGGGACGCCGACGGUAUGGGACUUUAGCGCCUCGCUCAUGACGGGACUCAAUGCGCUCGAAAUCGUCGCCAACGGCGCCAAGGCCGGCGAUUCGCUGCUGACGAAGAACUUUUCGGUCUUUGUAAACCGCAUCUGA